UUUCCGCAGAUUGUCGAUUGAUUCCGCGCUUACUAAAAAAAAAAUAAAAACUGGUGUCGAGCAGUUCGAAAUUUUUUCUAUAUAUGUUCUUCUCAUGCGGAGUUGUUGAUCCGCUUGUGGUGUCUGGAGUCAUCAUUCUGGAUCAACCGACUUCCGUGUUAGAAUGUACCCCGUGCAUGAAGCUGUUUUUGAAGGAGACACGAAGAAAUUGACCCGCCUGCUAGUUGACGGGAAGCAUGAUUUGACCGAGAAAGACAAACAUGAUGCUGUCGAACUUCUUCUGGCUCACAAGGCACCCGCGAAACUGAAGAAUGCACAAGGUUGGAGUGCUUUAGCAGAAAGUGUCAGUUAUGGUGAUCGAGACUUGAUUUCUGUUGUUUUGAGAGCCUUGAAAUUUCAAGCGAAGGAACAAAUUGCCGCACGUAAACCUGAACUUGUUCGGGCACUGAGGGAAAUGCCUGACUUUUACCUCGAGCUCAAAUGGGAUUUUCAUUCUUGGAUUCCUUUGGUUUCUCGAUUGCUGCCUUCGGAUGUUUGCAAAAUUUACAAGAAAGGAGCCACUGUGCGACUGGACUCGACACUAGUCGAUUUCAACGACAUGCGUUGGGAGCGUGGCGACAUCAGCUUUAUUUACAAUGGAGACUUGGAUUCGAGCGAAGCUUUCAUGAUCUUAGAUAACGUUUCUAAAGCCUACCAACGCGUCCGUCGUGAGCCAUGUGGAGAUGAGACUGAGGACGAAAUUGAAGAGGAGGUUGACUUGAUGAUGUCCAGUGAUAUUAUCAUGGUGCAAAUGUCGACGAAAAAUGUUGUCUUUGCGAAGUCGCAGACUGGCUGGAUAUUCCGCGAAGAUCGUAAGGAAUCAGUCGGGAAAUACGCUGCGGAAUUUUAUGACGUCAACGGCCUAGUGUUAAUGGCGAAGAAGCGUCGUGAACAUUUAUCGGAAGCAGACCUCGCAAAGAACAAGGCGAAAGCGGAGCUUUUUUCGAAAAGCUGCAACGGAAACAGUCCUCAGCCCGAGUUUGAUUUAUCCUGUGAUAUUCCGGCGAGGGAUUCCCUGCCGCCGCCACCACCGCCCGGUUUCUGUUGGGCCGAUUACAUGAAGGCGGCUGAGGCACCGCGUGUUGGUCGCCCGAUCGUAUGCAAAGAGUCGUCCAAGUCAUACAAGGCCACUUUGGCUAUGAGUUCGGAGUUCCCACUGACAAUUGAGACCUUGCUGAAUCUUUUGGAAGUUGUCGCGCCUUUCAAAUAUUUCUCCAAGCUCCGGGAUUUUGUUAAUGUCAAGCUUCCUCCGGGUUUCCCUGUGAGGGUCGAUAUACCUGUGGUUCCGACUGUGACCGCAACCAUAACAUUCCAAGAUUUCGCAUUUAGGUCGGAUUUCGAAGAUUCUUUUUUUACCAUCCCUUCCGAUUACGUUGAGGAUCCCAGAAGCUGGCCUCUGGGAUUCGGAGGCUCAGAAUCCGGCCAGGAAUUUUCGCGGCGGAAACCUAACACUGAUCGACCGCGGAAAGAGAAGUCAAAGCGGGAGUUCACGGAUCGCAGAGUGCGCAAACUUAAAAAGCAGCAGGCCUUGGCCAGGUCUGCGGGACGCACAGAUGGUGGUGACGGAGAUGGCGGCGGGGAUUUGUCGUCGCUGGUGUCUGCGGGACGCACAGAUGGUGGUGACGGAGAUGGCGGCGGGGAUUUGUCGUCGCUGGUGUGAUUUUAGACAGAGAGAGAAAAAGUGCAUGGUGCACCCGGCACAGCGCCCGGCUUUCACUCACUUGCAUCCCCUGGUGUGAGCUAUACUACUGCUGAUUGUUGGAAUACUUAUUCGUGGUUUCUUAACAACUUAUGCAUGCACCUGUUUGUAGAAUACGGCUUCCUAUGUUGAUGUUUUUUAUUUUUUUUCAUGGAAUCGAUACUCUAGGAUUAUGUCUUCUUUUAAAGUCCCUACGCUGAACGAGCCACGGAAGUACAAUACUGUCUAUUUACACAGUGCCGUUAUUUCGCGGGUUUUUGUUCACCUCAAAGAUUUUUUUUUGUCUUUUGUUUUUCUCGUGUUUUUUCUAGGUUCCAUGGAAAUCCAGACGACUAAGACUGGAUUUUUCAUUUGUAUCAUUUUUCUGCUUGCUCAUAAAUUUUGAGCGUUGAUCGCGAAGAUCAUCAGAUUUUAGUUUUCAAAAAUGAUCAACUUAAAAUCCCGAAUGCAAAAAAUUUCGAAAAUUCCUUGUUGGAGCUUCCCCUACGGAGUGCUGAAAUAUUCAUUUGUCCACAUGCAAGAUGCGAAGGUUGGGUUGGAUUGAUCAAGAUCCCGGUUUCAUCAGUUAUGAUUCGGAUACUAUUUAGAGUCGAUUAUGACUUAUUUGGUUGGGCAUGACUCUGUUGCCGAGUUAGAUGAAUGUUGAAAUUACUGUAUUUGCGAAUUCGAAGAAAGGUUAGGUUAUUUGUAUACCUGUAUUAGUUAAUUUCUGUCGGGGUUGUAUUAGUUGAGUUUAAUGUGACGCUUAUGUGGAUUUAGUUCAAGUUUAUCUUGUUCAAGUUGCGCAAUGAUGUCCAUUUAGCGUGAGAAUAUUCAAUCUGCCGUCAUCACAUCAGAGUGUAGAAAAUAUUCAAGUAGGUCGUGGUGCCGCUUAAGCAAAGAUAUGAAGUAUUGUACAGUACUGUAUAAAUACAAUAUUUCUUCUAUUAUGCUCUAUAUCAGUCUUCCCCAACCUUUGACGGCCUGCGGAUCAGCAAAUUUCCGUAAAAUUUUCUGAGGACUGGCAAAUUCCCCUGAAAUUUUCUGCGGACUGUCGAAGUUUUGUAAAAUUUUGGCAGGCUCAAGAAAGUAUUCCUUGAAAGAGUUUAUGGCAGGUAUUUAAAAAGUUUCCAAUUUUCUUUUGCAAAAGUCAAGAACUAUUGAAGCCAUAGUGAAAUGCCUUAAAAAAAUUGGAAAGGUUGGGCUUGAAUGAAGGUUUCUCAGAAUGAAAACAUCAAAAUAUUUUAAAUUAUUCUGCACUUGAAGCUUUGUCUGAAGGGUUUGGAUAAAAGCGAAAUUUCAUUUUUAAUCUGAUAAUUUGAACUUCCAUUGCCUUUCCAAAAUUUUUGAAGAAGAUAAGUGACUUUAUUGCUACUUCUGAUGCAUUUAUUUAUGCUACAGGAAAUUUCUUGAGUGCCGGCGGUGGUCCGCGUACCACGGGUUGGAACACUGCUCUAUAAUGUCCACCGCAAUACUUUUUGCGAUGAUUUUGAGUUCAGGAAUUUUAUAGUUGGUUCCCUUUCAGUGGGCUUACUUCUAUUUUUUUAUUUCAAGAGGGAUUGAUGACACUUCAUUUUUUUGGAAGUACCGUACUUCAUUUGAUUUUUUUUCGCUGAUGCGUUAUUUGUUGCGCUGACUCCCAGACCUUCCAAAACGUCUUUAGUGCCACUGCACUUUCUUGUCAAUUCAUAAAAAUCAUAUCUGACCUUGAACCGUUAUUUGCGGCAUUUUCUGUUCCACCACCUUGCAGUAUGGACUAAAAUACUGUACGUUGUGAAAAUUUUCCGCGACGAAUAUCUCUGCGAAUUUAUUCUAAAUCCUUCUAUUUAUUUUAGGUUCGCUGACUUAUGACUAGAACCGGCUGUGGGCCUUGGAGACCCACCGACAUCAACGAAAACCGAUUCUGAGACUGAAGAUGGAUUUUGCCUGGAAAUACCACUUUCAGUGGAAGGUGGAAGUUUUUAUACCGGCCAGUUCCUUUUUAUCUUUGAUUGAUUUUUCUGUUAGGGACGCGUAAUGUUCCCUUCAUUUUCUGUACCGUCCUUGUAGAAGAAUCCGUAUUUUUUGAAAUUCGUCUGCAGGGUUUAAUCCCUGUUGUGUUUUUCGGAACACAAGAAAAAAAGGUUGAUCGGUGGUUGCGAUACCUUUUUUUCUUUUUAUACACAUGCGUGAAUGGAAAGAUUAGCUUUAAGCGGUUCCCUUGAGCAGGCUUUUCCUAGGCGUGGCUGGGCAAUUGAGCCCGUCGCAAAACGGCACGCGUCCAAAAGAGCGCGUUAAUUAAUCAAUCAGUGCUUUUGGAGAGAGGAAGCGUUGGACGUCAAGCACAAAAUGGAACUUUUACAAAAGCAAUCCUUAGCGGUAGAUAGGGAUAAAAGUUUUUCUGAAAAAUGCAUUCUUUUUGCUUUUUAUGGCAUAAUUUGAUCAUCUGUAGCUCAAAGAAUUACCGAUACUGUAUAACUCCAAUCGAUCAGACGUUUGAUUUCCCGAGUAUUUGUUUGUCAUGAAAGUUUAAAAUUUUGAAAUGAGCGCUGUUUUCUGAAGUUUCGCUCAGCUGGUGGACUCGGAAAUAAUUUGAUUUUUAUCUCCUUCCCUACGUUUGGUUGUCAAAAUUUCAAAGUUUUAUUAGCUGAACUACCGUUGAUACCAAUUAGUUUGAGAAUUUAGAUUUAUAUCGUAGAUGGUAAUAUUUAAGCAUUGUUCUGUACUUCUGUGCCUGACUUUUAAUUUUUGUGAAUACACGCUCUGCCUUGGGAUGCGUUCAACUGUACCGGCAUCUUCAGUCGAAUGAUUUAUCCACACGAGGACGGUGUUGGAUGUGAUUUUGUUUUUCUGGAAGAAUGUUGUAUUAAGUUGUGCGAUUUGUGUGGGUCACUGCUGCGAGUAUCGUCCGUUUGCUUUAGAAAUGAUUACCUGAUUUUUUGUGUUGCAUGGCAUUAGAAUCGUCGUGCGUUGUCUGAACACGAAAUCGUUACCAAACUUAGUUCUAAUUUUUGAGUCAGUUACUGUAAUCAAUAAGUACUUUUGUUGAUUUGGAAUGACUAGUCAUACCGGUUAUGCAUUGUCUUUCGGAGUGAUUUUCAUCCUGAGGAUUCACUAAAAUUUCUGGGUAAUUAGUGAGUUGUGGACCAAAUCACCGAGAAGACUUGCGGUUUGCUGCAGAACGUUAGGCAGAGCUGUGAAAAUGCGCCGAUGUGCUAAGUGUGUUAAUCCCGAAGAUUCCCUCCUUUAGACGGGGCUUUAAAUUCUUCGAACAAAAGCUUUUGGAAUGAUUAUGUUCAAUUCACGAGAUGUAGCCUUACGAGUUUAAAUAAUUGGGCGUACUCUUGAGAAAGUGCUGAAAUGCUCGCGAUUCCUGUUCGGUUUGGAUGGUUUCUAGUGUCACCGGUGGGGUUAGGAUAGCGUUGACAAUCCUGUGUAACAGUGCGGGGAAUUUCGUACCGACGUUGCGUAGAAUAAAAAACCUUUCGGAAGCAUUUCUGACGAA
Notodromas monacha is the source of this 5201-nucleotide messenger RNA. The record is from the annotation of a GenBank genome assembly. NCBI's taxonomy places the organism in Eukaryota, Metazoa, Arthropoda, Ostracoda, Podocopida, Cyprididae.